AUGUUAUUCUGGGCAACCACAGCAACGACCUCAUGAGAGUUUACUUCACACGUGACCUGAGUUCAAUCACUCUUCAAGUCGAGUAGCUUAGAUGUAAGAUCUGACCUACAGUUUGCAGCCGUGGAGUGGAUAAACUUAAUGCUAUACUGUGGAACAUUUGAGGCAAUGCAAUAACAUCUUUUUGGAGACCAGUAGACAAGUUUCGUUCACGCACUCGUACACCACAACCUUUGUCAAACAAGGGCCGUGUUUACACCAGUGAAAUACGAGCGCAAGAGCGAGCAGAGGAUGAGUUUUCUGUACUUCAUCCUGCCCGCGCUCGGAGGAUACACGCUCGCCUCCCUGUACCUGCUCAAGAACCCCCAUGUACUGCACAAAAGGAAGAGGACCGCCUUCUCCGCCAGGCAUAUUUCACACCGAGGAGGAUGUGGGGAGAGGAUAGAGGGUACAAUGGCGGCAUUUACAAAUGCCGUGGAGCAAGGCACUCAGAUGUUGGAGUUGGACUGUCACCUGACGCGGGAUGGACACGUGGUGGUGUCACAUGACGAGAACCUGCUGAGACAGACGGGCCAUGAUGUAACCAUCUCCUCUCUGAACCUACAGGACUUGCCGUUAUAUAAAGAGAAACUGGAGGUGACAUUCAACAUAGGACACUACAGCAGCGGCUCGGACAGACAGAUUGCUCUGCUGGAGGAUCUGUUUAGGAAGUUCCGUACGAUUCCCAUCAGCAUAGAAAUCAAAGAGAAUAACGACCAGCUCAUUCAGAAGGUGUCCGAUCUGGUGAAGAGCUACGAUCGAGAGGCCAUCACGGUGUGGGCAUCUCUGAGCUCCACCAUCAUAAAGAAGUGUCUGAAAACAAAUGACGCCCUGCCCUACAGUUUCUCGAUGAGGAGAGGAGUGCUGCUGCUGCUUCUCUUUUACACUGGCCUUUUGCCCUUUGUGCCUCUGAAUGAGAGUUUACUGCAGUUCUACUUAGUGCGUGUUAUAAACAGGACAUUCAUUUCUGAUGAACGCAUCUUGAGAAACAAACUAGUCGUCUAUUUAUUAGAAAAGGUGACUAUGAGGAAAAGUCUGUUUAAACAUCUUGCGGCCCGAGGAAUUCAGGUGCAUUUGUUUGUCUGCAAUUCAAACGAGGACAUUAAAGCCGCUCUGGACCUCGGGGCCACUGGAGUGAUGACUGACUACCCUUCUCUUCUCACAAACUACCUCAGUAAAUACGAUCAUCUGAACUAAUCAAUAACCACAUUUCCACUUGAAAAGCUCCAGUAACUUGUAUGGGCCUUGAUCACGAUUGGGCAAACAUGGUUACAGACAGUAUUAAAACCACCCCAUUGUCUAACCUGGCUGACUAAUUACUUGAUUGUAUUCACUGAGCGAUUAUCUGUGGUAUGAUGUAUGUUAUUACUGUGAACUCCACCCACAUUCUUUUCAAGGUAUUUUCCCCAGCAACAAAUCUCACUUUUCUUGUGUGACUGUUGGACCAGUCGUGCCACGUGACGGUGAAUGCUCUUGAUAAGAAAAGAGUGAACUUGACUUGUUUUGACUGGGUUACUAUUUUGGCUACCAGAGUGACAUCUUUGUUGAUUAAAACAUACAAGUCAGUCUUUUGUUAAUUAUGACAGCUUAAAACCAGUUUCAAGAUGUUUAAUGCUUGUUAUAAAAUUUGCCUGGGAACACUUUUACAAUUACAGUGUGACAAAGUUUAUACAGUACCAUGUAUUUCUCUUCAUUUUGUUUUAAUUAUGACCUGUAGGCUAAUAACCUUAUCAAAUGAAAUAUCUGAUGUGGAAUGUGUUGUGGCAUUACCUGUAGAAUGGUUUUCCAGGUCAAGGUUAAAGUCCGUCUGUAAUGUUGUGUGAUAAUCAUCAACUGGUCUACUGUGGCAACAAAGGCAGCUUUAUCUGACCCACUGGGCAGUGGAACAGUUUUGAUCAAGUGUAAGAGUGUACACUAGGAAGAGGGUGACUGAUAUUUAAAAUAACCUUCUUUUUUAACUUGUAACUUUUGUAUGGGUUUUAGUUUGCUCGCCAUGUGGACAGUGAACAGCACAGACAGAAUGCAGUCUCCAGGUCUAAAAAUAGCUCUCCACUUUUCAGGGAAAUGAGUUGAGAAACUUUGUUUUGUCCCUAAACAGUCGACCUGUUCGCAUGAGUACACGUUCACUGUUGUCUCGGCCUAGUGCGCAGUGUCACAUUCCCUCUUAAUAAAUCAGUACACGACUGUACAUCUUAAA
Messenger RNA from Boleophthalmus pectinirostris (great blue-spotted mudskipper), 2233 nucleotides. It is a transcript of the gene gdpd3a, whose product is annotated as glycerophosphodiester phosphodiesterase domain containing 3a. Gene Ontology annotation, biological process: glycerophospholipid catabolic process. The transcript has 13 exons. The record is from RefSeq and is a predicted model, not a curated record. NCBI's taxonomy places the organism in Eukaryota, Metazoa, Chordata, Actinopteri, Gobiiformes, Gobiidae. Gene Ontology annotation, molecular function: phosphatidylcholine lysophospholipase A1 activity; phosphoric diester hydrolase activity. Gene Ontology annotation, cellular component: endoplasmic reticulum membrane. The coding region runs from base 289 to 1233 and encodes 314 amino acids.